AUAUAAAAUGAUUUGUCCUCUCGUAAAAGCAAGGAGGUUGAGAAUGUAAAUUAGACGAAAGUCACGAGUGCAAAUGUCUCGUAGGCUUUCCAAGGCAUCAGACUCAAACCUAUAUAUGCAGAUCUCACAUCAGACGUGAGUCAUCAUCAGAAAGAACCCCGAAUAACUUCCAUCUCUAUUGUUAUUCAUUGUUAUUUUUCUGUUCCUUUUCAAACAUGGGAGAUCAGAGGCAACGUUUUCGUUUUCGACUCCCUUGGCUCUCAUCAGCUAUCACUCCCCGCCCUGCGUCUCCUCCUCGUCCUGCUGCUGAACCACAACCUCGACCUGCAGCUCCAACUCAAGCACCUGCCCAGUCAGCCACUACCAUCCCUAUCCGACGGCCACCAUUUCGGCCUGCAGGGAUCACCCCAGUACAGACCACUCCCACCCAGUCUCAAGCAGCAGCACCAAAAACAGAAACUCAGCCAGCAGCACCAUCACGUGCGGUCACUGAAUCCAAAGCUACUUCGCAGCCAGCAUCACCAUCUCGCCUAACAAAUCAAAUCAGAGCCUCCUCAGUUCCACCAUCACCAUCUCGUAGAGCCACUGAAACUCAAGUGACUUCUCAGCCAGUACCGCCAUUUCGUGGAACAAUUCAAAGCCAGGCUGCCUCUCAAACCCGACCACCAUCUCCUGUACCCACACAAGCAAGGGCUGCCUCUGUGCCUCCAUCUCCACCUCGCAUUGCUUCCCAGCCCCAAUCAACGGUACAGGCAGUCUCCAAGCAACAAUCUCCAUCCCGUUUGGCCUCUCAGCCAGCGGGCCAAACAUCUGCAGAACCGUCAGCUAGACCAGAAGGGUCCCAGCCUCCAACUUCUACUCAACCCCCAUCAUCUGCCUCACAAGAAACCACUUUUCAACCGUUUGGUGUUGCAGUAAAGCCUUCCCAGGCAACUGCCGAAGUAAAAGAAGUUGCACCAAUUACUGCAGCAGCUAUAGAAACACCUUCAGCACCAAGAAUGCCAAAGGAAAGGGAAGAAAGGGAGAAGGUUGAAGAAGAACGCAAGAAAGGACCAACAAAGAGUCCAACUCAAGAAGAGCCAGAGCGGAGAACAAAAAAAAGGGAGCUACUGGGGGCUGCUUUGGAAACGGGAAAAAGACACCAGGAAAAGCAAGAAGAUAAGAAGGCAUGGACAAUCACAAGCACUGAUGAAAAACAAAUCAAAACUGUGAGUUCAACACAUUCAAAAGAUGGGAUCACGCCAGAUAAUUCUCAUCAAAAGCAUGUCACUUCUAGUUGGGAACAAGUUCCUCUGCACAAAGAGAUCAGGGAAGAUAUUUCUAAGUUUGUUCAUAAGCUGGCAACAGGGCAACCAAAGCUGCCUACAGAUGAAAAAUCGAUCAGUGUUCUAACCCUAGCAGGAGAAAACAGAGGAGCCUCUUUUCACAUGGGGUCAGAAUCAACCAAAAAGGAUGGAUUAGUCCACACUCAGAGGGGUUAUAAGGCCAACCCAGAUGACAGUCCUGAUGCUACCACUGACGGAGAAGGAAGCUCCCAGGGAAGAAAGCCCAAGGAUUCAAUGACCAAAGAAAAUCCAUCACCAAGAGCAUAUGUCAAUAGUAACACACAAAGCAUCAAUAAUUCACUUGUGUUUGAAAGUUCUGUGAACGGAAAUGAUCCUGGCGUUCAUCUAGAAUUUUUACACAACUUAGCAGAAUCAACCAAAUCUAGUGCAAAGGCCGAGCCUCUUGAAACACGCAGGGCUGCAUUUAACAGUACACCAGCAGAGAAGCUUAAAUAUGAGCCUACAGUAAGAAGAAGAGGCCGCAGAGGGCUUUUCACGGAACCAAGUGACUCAGACCCUGAUAAUCCCGAAAAGCCUAGACGACAUGGUCGCCGCUAAAGCUGUGGAGAGAAGGACAAGGAAAAGGAGAUAGGGGUUCUCUGACCACAUAAAUUACAACUUUUAAUAAUUACCUAUCAGUUUGCAUAAAGCAUAUGCAUUCAUGAUAAAGUGAAUGAUUAUGAUAUAUCGAA
This is a messenger RNA of Durio zibethinus, 2017 nucleotides long. The record is from RefSeq and is a predicted model, not a curated record. NCBI's taxonomy places the organism in Eukaryota, Viridiplantae, Streptophyta, Magnoliopsida, Malvales, Malvaceae.